CACACACAAACCCAUAUCACUCGAAAUUGGUGAUCCUUUCUUCCUUUUCACAGAACAUUCCCACGCCCAACGCCCAGCCGCCAGUCGACAACUCUUGCACCACCCAACGCCGGCAAGAUGAAGUUGAACAUCUCCUACCCUGCCAAUGGCAGCCAGAAGCUCAUCGACAUUGAGGAUGAGCGCAAGCUCCGUGUCUUCAUGGAGAAGCGCAUGGGCGCUGAGGUCCCCGGUGACUCCGUCGGCGACGAGUUCAAGGGCUACAUCUUCCGCAUCACCGGCGGCAACGACAAGCAGGGUUUCCCCAUGAAGCAGGGUGUCAUGCACCCUACCCGUGUCCGUCUCCUUCUCUCCGAGGGACACUCCUGCUACCGCCCCCGCCGCACCGGCGAGCGCAAGCGCAAGUCCGUCCGUGGCUGCAUCGUCGGCAUGGACCUCUCCGUCCUCGCUCUCUCCAUCGUCAAGCAGGGUGACAACGACAUCCCCGGCCUUACCGACGUCGUUCACCCCAAGCGCCUCGGCCCCAAGCGCGCCACCAAGAUCCGCAAGUUCUUCGGCCUCACCAAGGAUGACGAUGUCCGCAAGUACGUCAUUCGCCGCGAGGUCCAGCCCAAGGGCGAGGGCAAGAAGCCUUACACCAAGGCCCCCAAGAUCCAGAGACUCGUCACUCCCCAGCGUCUCCAGCACAAGCGCCACCGCAUCGCUCUCAAGCGCCGCCAGGCCGAGAAGGUCAAGGACGAGGCCAACGAAUACGCCCAGAUCCUCGCCAAGCGUGUUGCCGAGCGCAAGUCCGAGAAGGCCGAGCUCCGCAAGCGCCGCGCCUCUUCCAUGCGCAAGUAAGCGUUGUAGCUCGCUGGCGUCUUUUGGGGUGGAAAAUGAAAAAAGUGAAAGAUUACUCCGGGUCUUCUGGUUUUCUUGCAUUACGAGGCGUGGACGGGAUUACACGGGUGGAACUGGGUCAAAACGUUUCGUCACCAGUCUUCAAUCAUCACGAAUGUAAUAGGGCAUUCAAAAUGGAAAUGCAUCCUUGACGC
Molecule: messenger RNA, 1031 nt
Organism: Colletotrichum destructivum
Lineage: Eukaryota; Fungi; Ascomycota; Sordariomycetes; Glomerellales; Glomerellaceae
Product: Putative small ribosomal subunit protein eS6
Exons: 5
Coding region: 118-837 (239 amino acids)
Biological process (GO): translation
Cellular component (GO): ribosome
Molecular function (GO): structural constituent of ribosome
Source: RefSeq, a predicted model, not a curated record